Molecule: messenger RNA, 1355 nt
Organism: Acipenser ruthenus (sterlet)
Lineage: Eukaryota; Metazoa; Chordata; Actinopteri; Acipenseriformes; Acipenseridae
Product: ADP-ribosylation factor-like protein 3
Exons: 6
Coding region: 144-692 (182 amino acids)
Biological process (GO): cilium assembly
Cellular component (GO): microtubule cytoskeleton; cytoplasm
Molecular function (GO): GTP binding; GTPase activity
Source: RefSeq, a predicted model, not a curated record
AGAGGGCUGACAACGUCACUGAAACAUGCGCUUUUCAACUCGAUUUCCUUCUCGGCAAAAAAAAAAAAAAAACUCUUUGUGCACUACGUCACCACCUUGCUUAGUAACCCCUGGCUGCGUCGCAGAGAGAGGAAAGCGAAAGGAUGGGUUUGCUAUCGAUCCUGCGCAAGCUGAAGAGUGCUCCUGAUCAGGAAGUGCGGAUCCUUCUCCUGGGGCUGGACAAUGCAGGAAAAACAACACUCCUCAAACAGCUGGCAUCCGAGGACAUCAGUCACAUCACUCCUACACAGGGAUUUAACAUUAAGAGUGUCCAGUCUCAGGGUUUCAAACUGAAUGUCUGGGACAUCGGGGGGCAGAGAAAGAUCAGACCGUACUGGAGAAAUUACUUUGAAAACACAGACGUGCUGAUUUAUGUUAUUGACAGCACGGACAGGAAGAGGUUUGAAGAAACUGGACAGGAGCUAGCAGAGCUGCUGGAUGAGGAGAAGCUCAGCGGUGUUCCUGUCCUCAUCUUCGCCAACAAGCAGGACCUGCUGACUGCGGCGCCCGCCUCUGAGAUUGCAGAGGGCCUCAAUCUGCACACCAUCCGCGACCGCAUCUGGCAGAUCCAGUCGUGCUCUGCGCUGACCGGGGAAGGCGUGCAGGAUGGCAUGAAUUGGGUCUGCAAAAAUGUGAACGCAAAGAAAAAGUAGAACUGUUCAUGUAUUUCAAAAGAAAAGCGGACUAGAAGAGGUUAAACAGCUGGACCAGUGGGAAGACUAACUUCAUUCACUGAACUCGACCACAACCAUCAUCACACAGCUACAACAGCAGCAUCUACUACACACUAAGAGAAUCUCAACCAUCACCACACAGCUACACACUAAGAGAAUCUCAACCAUCAUCACACAGCUACACACUAAGAGAAUCUCAACCAUCACACAGCUACACACUAAGAGAAUCUCAACCAUCAUCACACAGCUACACACUAAGAGAAUCUCAACCAUCACACAGCUACACACUAAGAGAAUCUCAACCAUCAUCACACAGCUACACACUAAGAGAAUCUCAACCAUCACCACACAGCUACACACUAAGAGAAUCUCAACCAUCACCACACAGCUACACACUAAGAGAAUCUCAACCAUCAUCACACAGCUACACACUAAGAGAAUCUCAACCAUCACCACACAGCUACACACUAAGAGAAUCUCAACCAUCACCACACAGCUACACACUAAGAGAAUCUCAACCAUCAUCACACAGCUACACACUAAGAGAAUCUCAACCAUCAUCACACAGCUACACACUAAGAGAAUCUCAACCAUCACACAGCUACACACUAAGAGAAUCUCAACCAUCAUCACACAGCUACA